This is a messenger RNA of Amoebophrya sp. A25, 1068 nucleotides long. The record is from the annotation of a GenBank genome assembly. Lineage: Eukaryota; Dinophyceae; Syndiniales; Amoebophryaceae.
AUGCUCUGGCUGAGAAAAUCCUCACAAGGGACGCUUUUAUGAGUGAAACUGAAACUAUUUUCACAGUAUGCGCGUCUUUGAGCACGUACAUGUCGCUUGGGGUAGAUCAUUUGCAUCCUGUUCAUGCGGCUUGUUGAUUUUCAGUUCGUUAUCAUUUGACUUGAGACUUCACCUCAAAAAUUUGGAUUUUAUCCAGUUUCAAUCAAAUUCAAUCUCAAAGGUUAUGCUUUUUCGGUUGAGAUCAAAAAGUAUGGGAUUUCGUUGAUUUUUGAAGGGAAUACUUUGAUUUUAGGUGAAAUCUAAAGAAAUAUGACUUUAUUCAGGUUUGGUCAAAUUCAAUCUCAAUCGUCAUGCGUUUUUGGAUGAAUUCGAAAAUAGCUGGCUUUCUCGAUUUCUCAAGGAAUUACUACAACCUUUGAUUUUUAUUUUAGGCGAAUUCAAAAAAAUUAUGAUUUUAUUUCAUUUUAAUCGAAUUCAAUGGUCUCCUUUUCCAGCGUAUAAUUAUUCCAAAAUUUACGAUUUCUUCAUUUCUGUUGACUUUGAAUACUACAGAUUGAUUCAAAUUUAGAAAUUUUGAUUUUAUUCAUUUUUAAUUCAAAUUCAAUUCUAAAAAUCAAAUAGUAGUUUCUUUUUUCACUUCUCGAAGGAAUCGAUUGACUUAAAUUUCGACUUCAGAGAGCAUCUCAGCGUGUAGGUGAAUCGGCUUUCGCGCAUUGAAAAAGCUGACGUGGCAAGGAUCCUGAUUCUCUACCUUUAUAAUACGGAGGAAUCUACUUAGAUUAUUUGGAUGUGAGUCUCCCAGGACCUUUACAGAAGGAGAGUCUCUUCUCACAGGAGCCUAAUGACGAAGAGGAACCAGGACAAAGCUUUGCAUGGUCAGAAGUUGUCGACCCACUACCUGGUCGUGGUGAUGAACCACCAGCACAACUACCACAGGAAGAGGAUACGAACCCUAUCGCCCGUGAUGCACCAGGAUCCAAGCAAGAAGAGGUAGAAGAUGAGGAUAUGGAUGUGAACCUCACAAUGAGACACAAAUAUUUGUAUAAAAGGAUAAGGAGUAGAGUGUAG